Molecule: messenger RNA, 1803 nt
Organism: Ruditapes philippinarum (Manila clam)
Lineage: Eukaryota; Metazoa; Mollusca; Bivalvia; Venerida; Veneridae
Product: 5-hydroxytryptamine receptor-like
Exons: 2
Coding region: 447-1709 (420 amino acids)
Biological process (GO): adenylate cyclase-activating adrenergic receptor signaling pathway
Cellular component (GO): membrane
Molecular function (GO): adrenergic receptor activity
Source: RefSeq, a predicted model, not a curated record
AAUUGUAUUUCUGUUCAGUUUGUCACCAUAUUGUUUUACAUGUAAGAUAUACGGUUUAAAGCAUGGUGACAAAAUUAACAUCUUUCAUUACACAUUUAUCCUGUUUGUUAAUGAAUAAUUAAUUGUUUAUCUGUAAAUAUAAACACUUGUGACCAACUAUAGAGAUGUGAACCAAACUGCAUAACACAGCAUCAUGCACGGCCUUUAUAUGAACAAUGUUAACUAGAGAUUGGACAAGUUAAUUCAUGUAACCAGACAUAGAGAGAAUGUUUUUGCGUGACAAAUUGUUGAUAUGUGUUCACUUAUUUUAAAAUUUCGAAAAAAGGACUGGCCGAAUUAUUUUAACGGUUCAACGUAACGUGUACAAUAUGUGAACGAAUUAGCCUCUGGCAACUAAGCGUUAAUCUCAACAGUCAAAAGGUCAUUGACCUGUUAAAAAUAACAAAAUGGAUUUAUUUGACUCUUCAGUGACUACACAAGACGUUAGUAUUACUACAGUUAUUGACACGUCAAACGUCACGCACGAUUUUCACGUGCCUAAGAUUUGGAAUAUGAAGCAUCUUAUAAUGACGUCAGUUAUUUUAGGAAUUCUGAUUCUGUGCACAAUUAUCGGCAAUGUGUUUGUUAUUGCAGCUAUUAUUGUAGAAAAGAAUCUUCAUAAUGUAGCUAACUAUCUCAUCAUGUCACUGGCUGUCUCAGACUGUAUGGUCGCCAUUAUAGUGAUGCCUAUCAGUGCUGUAAAUGAGGUGACACAGCACUGGUUUAUGGGUGCGGAGGUUUGUGAUAUGUGGAUAGCCAUGGACGUCUUGUGUUGUACAGCCUCUAUUUAUGGUCUUGUGGCCAUUUCUAUCGAUAGAUACUGGGCUGUGACUAAUAUAGAUUACAUGAGAAAACGAACAACUAGACGAAUGUGCGUCAUGAUAAUCAUUGUAUGGAUGGCAGCCUUAUCUAUAUCAAUACCAUCCAUUUUGUUGUUUAAAGACGACAACGAUCCUGAUCAUACUGGUAUUUGCAUGAUUAGCCAAGACCUUUUCUACACCAUCUUCUCGACUGUUGGCGCCUUUUAUUUACCAACGGUUAUUUUACUUAUAAUUUACGCGAAAAUAUUUACUGUUGCCAGGCAAAGAAUUUUAAGGAAAAAGUUUUCAGAGAAACGUAAAAACUUGGAGGUGCAACUAAACAGAAGACUUUCUCCACAAUUUAACAAUGCACCGGAAAUGACGUUGUUGACAGUACCGCAUCAUGGGUACACGUCUGCCUCAAGAUCGGAUAUUUCUGAAACUCCAUUUGAUGACAGUGCUAGUAAUUGUGAUAAAAAUUAUCCAACAAUUGAACAGAUUUAUUUUACCUCUGUUGCAGGUGUAAAUAACACCCGUGAUGAAAUAAUGAAAGCUAAAAAGGAAAAAGAAAAACUAAAAAGGAAAAGAGAACGAAAAGUGGCCCGUACACUGACUAUUAUUACUGGUUCAUUUAUAAUCUGCUGGUUGCCUUUUUUCAUCAUAGCAAUUUCGGCACCAUUUAUAAGGUCAAAGGUAAACAUACCCCGACUUGUUGAGAGCAUUACGUUAUGGCUGGGAUACUUUAACAGUUUACUUAAUCCUAUAAUAUAUACUAUGUUUAAUGUAGAAUUUCGAAAGGCUUUCAAAGAUCUUCUAUGUAGAAAAUGUUUAAGGAAGGACAUGAAAAGAACAUUAGAUUUGUGGAUUUGAUCAAACUUAAACAUAAAUAUCUAUUUCCGGAUCUACUUAUAUGUGUGCUUUGUUUAUUAAGUAAAUUUGAUACAUAAAAUCUUUGUUUACAAAA